AUGAUUUCUGAUGACUCUUGUUACUGCAAGUUCUCAAAUGAGAUGUUGAGAGGCGGUUAUGGGAGUGACCCUGUCCUACGUAAUUUUGAGCUGGGAGUGCGAGCUAUAAAAGAAAAUGCGCUGAACACAAAUGGCUGUACAUGGAUUUUUCACACCCUAAACAAAAUGUAUCAGCACAAUAACGAACUCAAAUCAAAGGAAACAAGGACAAGAGUAACGACUAGGCGUUCAAAUACAUUGUUCAUUUUACUAAGGACAGUGCUAGACGUUGUUGUAGUGAGCAAGCAAUGGAUGGUUUGUCUAUUAAUAGUGUCAGUGUGUGCGAAGGAACAGAAGUUCGCGUUGGAGCCACAAGAUCAGAGUGCUGUAGUAGGGGGAAGAGUAAUCCUGCCAUGUCGGGUGGUGAAUAAAGUCGGCCAACUCCAAUGGACCAAAGACGACUUUGGGCUUGGCACACACAGACAUCUUUCAGGCUACGAACGGUAUAAGAUGAUUGGAAGCGAUGAAGAGGGGGAUUAUUCAUUGGACAUCAGGGACGUGACAUUGGAUGAUGAUGCCAUGUACCAAUGUCAGGUCAGCACAGGUCCAAGAGGUGAAGCAGCAAUCCGGUCUAGAUACGCUCGCCUAACGGUGCUGGUACCACCUGAACCUCCGAAGAUACUGAAGGGACCAGUACUGAAUGCAGUGGAAGAGCGCGAUGUUGACUUAGAGUGUGUCUCUGUUGGGGGCAAACCUGCUGCUGAGAUAACAUGGGUCGAUAACGAGGGCGGCGUGCUUAGCCAGGGAGUGACGUACGCUGUGGAAGAAAUGUCUGACGGCAGACGGUAUACAGCAAGAUCUAUACUACGUUUGCGUCCACGGAGGCAACAUCAUAAUCAGACAUUUAUAUGUCAAGCACAGAAUACAGCAGAUCGAGCUUAUAAGGCGACUACAAUUAAGAUAAAGGUUCAAUUCGCGCCGAGAGUGAAAAUCCAUUUCAAGACUGGUUCAAACAGAGUUCAUGAAGGCGAUACAGUUGUUUUAGGUUGCCAAGCGAUGGCGAACCCAAAUAAUUUAACAUACAAAUGGUAUGUGAACAGUGAACCUGUUGUUGGAACCUAUGGGAAUGAAUUGAUAAUAAAAAACAUCACACGGACCUACAACAGUGCUACUGUCAAAUGCGAGGUGUUCAAUGAAGUUGGGAAAAGCGCUGACACGAAGGCCUUUGAAGUUACAUACGGUCCCUCCUUCAAGAGUAAACCGCAGAACGUGGAGGGCGACGCGGGGACAGUGGCAACACUGACUUGUUCAGUCGAUGGUCACCCCCAUCCGAAAACUUUGUGGCUUAGAUACGAAAAUGAUAGGAUUAUUAUAGUGGGCAAGUCAUCAAAUCUAACACUGACUGUGACGAAGCAAUCCGCAGGCCAAUACUGGUGCAGAGGUAGUAUAGACGGACGGAAAGACAUCGAAGCAGCUGCUAUGGUGUACAUAAAAGGACCUCCAAAAAUAGUCUCCAAUAACACUCAAUAUGGGAUAGAGGGAGAUAGUGUUAGAGUCGAGUGUAUAUCCUUCUCAGUUCCGAAGCCCGAUCUUGUUAUGUGGGCCUUUGAAGGGGCUGAAAUUAAUUCUUUUCACAAUCAAGAAUACGUAUUUCUUGAAGAAACUUUAGCGGAUCGUUUGACAAAAUCAACGUUAAUCGUACGAGAUAGUCAAAUAAAACACUUUGGAAAAUACAACUGCACAGUUGUAAACGCGUAUGGCUCUGAUAAUAUGCUGAUACAUUUGGUUCCCGACAAAUCUUCAUCACUUAUGGUCAUCAUCGCUGGGGCUUCAUCGCUAACCAUCAUAAUUCUCAUCAUUAUGUUCGCUGUGAUGCUGUGUCAUCGUAAAAAUAAUAAGUGUGAUGUCAAAAAACCGGAUUUGACUGACGUAGCCAAGAGUUGCCCGUAUAAAGAGAGCGAUCGAAAUUCGAACAUCAGCGAUUUGAAAUUGGAACUUCGACAAAUUGAGGGAAGCUGUGAUAUGGACACCUCACAUGAAUCGGAAACCGACUUACGUUCAACAAUACAUCUCACAACGAAUCUAGGGCUGCCUUUGGCUGGUCCAGUACCACUACCAGAAUCGUAUGAUGAUCAACUCCGGUACAGCGGCGAUUUUCACCAACCAAUUAGCAACCUACAAUACAAGAGCCAAACACAAGCAAACGGGUACGUACCAUACGUAGACUAUUCGCGUGAUUAUGCGCCGCCCUCCAACGAUUCACAUACAGGAUCGCUAUCUAGGAGUACCGAUCGGACCUACCAGAGUCACUGUGGAUCGCUACACCGACAGCAGAGCUGUGGGAGACUUAGUGGCAUGGUCGGACCAGACUUGAUUCCAAUGUCAAACCCUGGAGUGUUGAUGUCGGGAGUGGACGUUCGGUACGCAGCCACAUACGGAAAUCCGUAUUUGACAGGAAAUGGCCCCGGACUUGCGUAUGCCCCACAACCAAACACAUCGUCAAAGAAUGCACCACCACCAUAUUACACAUUGAAAAGUCUUUCUCAUCAACAGUCAGGCCUCUCGUUGUCGCCUCCAUCAUCACUGCCCGUUACGAGUCACACAGGAAAUCCAUCACCAGCUCAACCACAAGUGUCUAAGACGUCGCAGACAGCCCAUUAUAUUCUGUCAACGAACCAAGGUUUGCAGACGUCGAAAUUAACUAAAGGCAAUGGAACGGGAACUCAUGUGUGA
Molecule: messenger RNA, 2712 nt
Organism: Pieris macdunnoughi
Lineage: Eukaryota; Metazoa; Arthropoda; Insecta; Lepidoptera; Pieridae
Source: the annotation of a GenBank genome assembly